AUGCUUCUAUCGAGACAUAACAAAUCGUUUCGCGCCGAAUGUGUACCGAGGUCGGUAGUACGUAACUGUUUCAUAAAGGACGUAUCCUUCAAUGAUAUACACGCAAUUAGUUUGAUCGACACCGGGUCGUCGAAUGUGCUGGUCCGUGCCAGUCUCGCAGACCGAUCAGUAACUGUUAUCGACCGUGUCUCUAGACCGUUAUACACAGUAGGUGACUCCUCCCAGCCGAGUGUUAUCACUCUGGGCGAGGCGACGGCGGACAUAUUAAUAGAUGGGGCGUAUGCGUCUGAACAUCCGGUUUUGGUGGUGAGCGAUGACUCUAUACCUGUAGAUUUGAUAGUUGGCAGAACGUGGUUGAAUCUACCUCACAUAAGCUACCAUAAACACCAAGAUGAAUUUGUCAUUGAGUCCUUGAAUGUCAUCAAUCCGUCGUCCACCUUCGAACAUGUGUCAGUAGAGGUGUCAGAUGUGUGCGCGGCACUUGUUGCCAUCGACAAGCCGCCAUUGUCGCCGUUGGAAAAAUCCGAUAUCAACAUCGAUCCGCAGGUACCUGGCGACGUAAGUCACCGAUUGUUAUUGUUGAUCAACGAGUAUCGUGACGUGUUUGCAACAUCACUGUCGGAACUCGGAUGUACUGAUGUGCUUAAGAUAAAUAUUGUUGAGGCGACCGGAAGUACCCCUGUACGUCAACGGCCGUACAGGACCUCGCCGACUGAUCGCCGUACUGUCGCUCGUAUAUUGGACGAAUGGAGAUCAGCUGGUAUCAUUACCGAUUCUACCUCGCCGUACGCUAGCCCGGUUCUGUUGGUCAAUAAGGGCACCGGAGAGAAGUGA
Molecule: messenger RNA, 834 nt
Organism: Diuraphis noxia (Russian wheat aphid)
Lineage: Eukaryota; Metazoa; Arthropoda; Insecta; Hemiptera; Aphididae
Source: RefSeq, a predicted model, not a curated record